Molecule: messenger RNA, 160 nt
Organism: Ambispora leptoticha
Lineage: Eukaryota; Fungi; Glomeromycota; Glomeromycetes; Archaeosporales; Ambisporaceae
Source: the annotation of a GenBank genome assembly
AUGAGUCAGCAAUCCAAAAAAUAUCACCCUCCAGUUCCACCCAAAGAUCAUGAACAAAUACAUGAAUUUUAUGCAGAUCAGGGAGAUCAUAGAUGGUCAAAUCUUUCUAGAGAGGAAGCACUACAAUGGUUAGAUAAAGCUUUUCCUCCACCCAUAGCAA